ACCCCCUUCCUAUAUAAACUCAUAAAAAACGCUUGGACAUGGCGUCCAUUGAUCUUCCUCCCCCCUCCAACUCCAAGAAAUCGACUGACGCCAACGAGAACGAGACGCCAUCGCUGCCAUGGGUUUGCAGGAGGAGUUUGAGGAGUUCGCCGAGAAGGCCAAGACCUUGCCUGACACAAUUUCCAACGAGGACAAGCUGCUUCUCUAUGGCCUCUACAAGCAGGCAACCGUUGGCCCGGUUACCACUGGGCGCCCAGGUAUUUUCAACCUGAAAGACAGAUACAAAUGGGAUGCUUGGAAGGCCGUUGAAGGGAAAUCCAAGGAGGAAGCUAUGGCCGAUUACAUCACCAAGGUGAAGCAGCUGCUGGAGGAGGCUUCUGCAUCCACUUCUUAGGCUAUUAUGAACAACACCAUCAAUAGUGCUGCAUAUAUGUACCAAUAAACAUAAAUACUAUACCAUCAUCAGGCGCUUUGUGAUCAUCCCUUCUCUGUACUUGUAAUAGUUUCAAGCAGACUCGGUCCUGUUAAUUGAUCAUGACUGUUAUUAAGUUUGUCCGUCUUUUCUAAAUUUAACUUGUUGCUAAGGCUA
Molecule: messenger RNA, 589 nt
Organism: Oryza sativa Japonica Group (Japanese rice)
Lineage: Eukaryota; Viridiplantae; Streptophyta; Magnoliopsida; Poales; Poaceae
Source: RefSeq, a predicted model, not a curated record